This is a messenger RNA of Carcharodon carcharias (great white shark), 4476 nucleotides long. Its product is annotated as heat-stable enterotoxin receptor-like. Gene Ontology annotation, biological process: intracellular signal transduction; cGMP biosynthetic process; protein phosphorylation. NCBI's taxonomy places the organism in Eukaryota, Metazoa, Chordata, Chondrichthyes, Lamniformes, Lamnidae. The transcript is spliced from 27 exons. The coding region runs from base 1 to 3147 and encodes 1048 amino acids. The record is from RefSeq and is a predicted model, not a curated record. Gene Ontology annotation, molecular function: peptide receptor activity; guanylate cyclase activity; protein kinase activity.
AUGACAGUUGGGGGAUCUAUAGGAAACGUGAUGGGCAAGUUUAAAUAUCAGUUGAAUGUUCAGGAUGAUGGCCAAGAAGUGAGAUCCAUGGACUCGCAGAAUGGGGUGAAAGAGCGUAGAGUAAGAAAACUCAGUACAAGUAAUGAUGGUUUUAACAUCACAUUGAAUGCAACGUUUGAUGGCUUUGAUACAACAUGGUAUUUGGUCAAAGGCUGCCCCACCAGUACCUGUGAAGGUGUGGAGAAACUGAAAAACUUACUUAGGCUCGGGGAAUUGGGCUGUGCAGUUCUGGGUCCAACAUGCACCUAUGCGACCUUUCAAAUUGUCUCACUGGACAUGUCUUUGGAGAUCCCCAUCAUCUCUGCUGGAAGCUUUGGGUUAUCCUGUGAUUAUAAACCCAGCGUGAUUAGGAUCCUGCCUACAGCUAGGAAACUCUCCACCUUUUUCGUAACGCUUUGGAACCUUCAGUAUAAAGGAAAGCCACACAAGUGGAUUUCGACUUAUAUUUACAAAAAAAAUGAAACCACGGAAUCCUGUUUCUGGUACAUGAAUGGUUUGGAAGCUGGGUCAGCUCCAUUCUCUAUGGGUUUAGAAGUUAAGGACAUCAUCCGAGACCCAACAAAAUUCAAGAAGAUAGUGAAUGACUCACACAGGAAAAGUAACGUGAUCAUCUUGUGUGGGACAAGCAGUGAUAUUGAGACAUUAGUAGAUGGAGUUAACCUGGACAAAGAUAUUGUCAUCAUCCUAGUAGAUCUGUUCAAUCACACCUACUCUCCUGAGGCAGAUUCAAUGGAUUACAUGAAACAAGUCCUGGUGGUGACCCUACUGUCUUCAGUUUCCAACCAAACCUCACAAGAGACCAGCAACAUCACAUCGCUGUACAACGACUAUAUGCUGGGUUACUAUGACGCUAUAAUGCUCUUUGGUACUGUCCUUGAAAAGCUUUUGAUGAAAAAUCAGAACCCAACACGAGCUGACUUCAGUCAAAACUUUCGAAAUAUCUCCUUCCCAGGAGCCCUGGGCCCAAUACAUCUCGAUGAGUUUGGAGAUCGAGAUAUUAACCUGACUGUUCUGUACACCUCGACCAAGACAAAAAAGUACAAAACGUGGUUUCACUUUGACACCUGGACUAACCACACCCAGAUCAUUAAUGCCAACCCUGAGUUUGUGUGGAGUGAAGGGCUGCCCAAAAGUGUCCCUGAAGCCGCAUCAGAUAAUCCGAAUCUGGAGGUUGCGGUGAUAGGUCUGACUGUCACUGUUGUGGUGGUUAUAAUGAUUGCCUUAAUUGUACUGCGAAAGUACAGAAAGGAACGGAGAAUACGUUUAAAGAAAUGGUCACACAUUUCUAACAACCAAAUCAUACCGCUGGAGGGUGACGAGAAAAACAGCAUCAACCUGAAGAUUGAAGAGGACAAGAAAAAAGAAAGCCUUGUGCCUUUAUGGAGAGCAAAAUAUGACAAAAAGGUUGUUGUCUUGAAGGAGCUGAAACACCAGGAUGGCAACUUCACUGUGAUGCAAAAGAUCGAACUCAACAAGCUUCUACAAAUUGAUUAUUAUAAUUUAACCAAAUUCUACGGCACAGUGAAGUUUGAUUUUGAGAUAUACAAAGUGAUUGAGUAUUGCGAGCGAGGAUCACUGAGGGAUGUUUUGAAUGACAAAGUGUCGUACCCCGAUGGCACCUUCAUGGACUUGGAGUUCAAGAUAUCGGUCAUGUAUGAUAUUGCAAAGGGUAUGUCAUAUCUACAUUCAAGCAAAAUAGAAGUGCACGGGAGCCUGAAAUCCACAAAUUGUGUUGUGGACAAUCGGAUGGUGGUGAAAAUUACCGAUUUUGGAUUUAAUACCAUUGCCUUGCCACAGAAAGAUCUAUGGACAGCUCCUGAGCACCUACGGAAGGAGGGAGUGUCUCAGAAAGGUGACACGUACAGUUACGGCAUUAUAGGUCAGGAAAUCAUCUAUCGAAGAGAGACCUUCUACAUUCAAUCAUGCAACAGUGUUGCAGGGAAGUUAAAGAGAGUGAUGUUAACAGAUGGGAAUGAGCUGUUUCGACCUGAUCUCCAACUGGAGACAGCUAAUGACAAAGAACUAGAGGUAUAUGGGCUGAUCAAGAGCUGCUGGGAAGAAGAUCCAGAAAAACGACCAGACUUUAAGAAAAUUGAGGCUACACUGGGCAAAAUAUUCAGCACAUUCCACAGUGAAACGGACAAGAGCUACAUGGACACGCUGAUCCGCCGACUCCAGAUGUACUCGAAGAACUUGGAGCACUUGGUAGAGGAGAGAACAGUCCUGUACAAGGCCGAGCGUGACAGGGCAGAUCAGCUCAACUACAUGCUGCUGCCAAAGCCGGUAGUGAUAUCGUUGAAGACAACGGGUCGGGUUGAGGCUGAGCUUUUUGAAGAAGUGACCAUCUAUUUCAGUGACAUUGUAGGGUUUACCACCAUCUGUAAGUUCAGCACCCCCAUGGAGGUGGUCGAUAUGUUAAACGACAUGUACAAGAACUUUGACCAAAUCCUGGACAAUCAUGACGUCUACAAGGUGGAGACUAUCGGAGAUGCCUACAUGGUGGCAUCAGGAUUGCCAAGGCGCAAUGGAAAUAGGCACGCAGUCGACAUCGCCCGGAUGGCCCUGGACAUUCUAAACUUCAUGGGGUCAUUCAAGCUGCCUCACCUCCCUGACCUGCCCAUCUGGAUUCGGAUAGGUGUUCAUUCAGGUCCAUGUGCGGCAGGUGUGGUGGGGACCAAGAUGCCACGAUACUGUCUGUUUGGUGACGUAGUCAACACAGCCUCACGAAUGGAGUCCACAGGAUUACCAUUAAGAAUUCAUGUUAACCAAUCGACAAUCAAUAUACUGAAGAGGACACAGUGUAAAUUUGAAUAUGAGAUGCGGGGAGAGACCUACCUGAAGGGAAGAGGAACAGAAAUCACCUAUUGGCUCACGGGAGAAACAGACCGCAAUUUUCGGCUGCCAGCCCCGCCUUCAGCGGAAAAUUUGCAGAGGCUUCAGGCUGACUUUGCUCAAAUGAUAAUUGAGUCCUUGGAGAAGAGGAGAGCAUCCGAACACAAGGCAGGAACUAAAGAGGGGAACAACGAUGACUGGGAACUGGAAUACCUGCAGCUAAACUCCACAGAGAUUCUCAGCACAUACCUGUAGCUACUAACUGUUGCCAGAAGAUGUCUGGAACUCUGAUUCAGUCCUGUCCGGAUAUAUCAUUCUUGCAGGUGGUCACUCUGCACUUUUAAAGAACAGGAACUAUAAAAAUUAUUUUCACGCUUUUCAAGGUGGAACAUCAAUCUGAGGAGUGAAACACCUCUGCUAACUGUAAUAUCUGAUACUCCAAGGUAAGGGACAGGAUGUAGAGUAAACCUCUCCCCCCAUUACAUCAUUAACCAGCUCCAGGUCAAAUAUAGCACAAGAUAGAUGUAGUGUAAAUUUCUGUCAACACUUAAGGUACUAGCUGAGCUUAGCUGGUAACCAUCUCAACACUUUGAGCCAGAGGUGCAUGAGCACGCAAUCUAGACUGACAUUUCAAUGGAGUACUAAGAGAGUGCUCCAUUGUUGGAAGUGCUGUCUUUCAAAUCAGAAGUUAAAUUGAGGCCUUUGUCUGUAAAUUAAGCUGGAUAGAAAGGUCCCAUGUCACUUUUUGAAGGUGAACAGGAGAUUUCUCCUGGGUAACAUUCCCACCUGAACCAACACUACCAAACACAUCUGAAUGUAUCGUUUGCUGUGGAUGGGAUCUUGCUGUGUGUAACCUGGCUUCCAUGUUUGUCCACAAAACAACUAUUUCAUUGACUGUUGAGACAUUCUGAAGAUGUGAAAGGCGUUACAUUCAUGCACAUUCUUUUUCUGUUUAAUUGCACUGCCCCAUCAACGGUUCAGGAACAGCUUUUCUUAGGACAUUGUAAGACUCUCCUUACACUGGCCCAUUAAUCACCUCCAGGUCAGGUAUAACAAGAAUUAAAAGCAAUGUGCAUCUCUCUUGACACUGCCACAUUAACCUGCUCCUAGCCAGGUAUAGAAUUAUAGAGUCAGCACGGAACUUUCUGUACAUAGGAUCCUGAACCAUCUUCAGGUCAGCUGUAGCUUUAGUUAGAUGAAGAGUAAAUCUCCAUCUACCCCGCCUUGAAAAUGUGUCUUAGCCACAACCUCAGAAAAAAGCCUCCUCCUGCAGCAUUUCCGACUCAUGCAUUUCCAUUGUCCUCCUCAAGGCUUUUCCACAAGAUGAUUAGUUUGUGCAGAGUUCAUAAGUAGUUCAGCUUUAUACCCACAUGUCUCAAACUCCUUUCACAUUGGACCCCCAGAUCUGUAAAUCGUAAGUUCUCCCUUUGAGCCCCCCACUUGAUGUGGCCCCCAACUCAGCAAGGCAUCCGAAUGAAGGUGUCUGAGUGGGGGGAGAGAGGGGGAGUAAGGGAGAUGAUCAUCCUUGGGUCAUGGAAGGAAUAUUGGCCAUCGACCUUAAUCCACCCCAUUCGGACUAAUUGG